UAAACCUGAAGUGGCACCCCAAUUAGACAUAGCAGCCACUACGGCCUUAGAACUUAAAGAAAAGGCAGACNUAAUGGAAGUUAACAUAGAGCAUUCUGAAGCGAGUUCUAAACCUGAAUUAGAGCCCUCAAUAGACAUGGCAACUCAAAUGAAGGUCCAAAAGAAAAAAAGAAUGAGGGAAGAAAAGAAAAAAGAGACAAGUCCGAGUGAAUCACAUGCACAACAUCCUCAACCUCAAACCUGUUCUAACCAUGCACCUGCAGUUCGAGAAAUAAUUGAAAAAUGCCCUGGACCUGAAGGGGCAGAAUCCAGGGAUGGCAAGCCACCUGAAAUGCCAAUCCAGGGAUUUUUAUAUCCUGCAGUGGCACUAUCAAUAGAUCCUAAAAUCACAGACCAAGCUUCCCGAAAAGACACAGCAACCCCAAUAGACCAAGAUCAGAAGGUGAGUGAGAAAAAUAGGAAGAGUAAUGUAGCUGCCGCCUCAAUAGAGCCAACAAUUCAAACAGGUCAAGAUCCCCCAGUAGACCCAGAACAGAGGACGAAGAAGAGUAAGAAAAGUGUCAGUGCACUAAAAAAUGAAGGGUUAGAAUCUGAGAAACGCAAUGCUGAUCUAAAUGCGGAAACCGCAGUUCAGAAAAUAGAAAGACGCACAGCCAAAAAAUCUAUGGGCAGACACAAUGUAGAACCAGCUGCUAAAAGUCCGGUUCGUAUAACUGAGCAUCUCAAAGUCACUGAAUCUCCCUCUAAACGGCAUGGUGAUAGUUCCUUGAGUUGCGAGGCAUGCCAAGAGCUUGGUCACAGAUUAGAUCAAUGCAAGAGGGUGAGACGUCUUUCCAGGAACGAAGAAGUCUGCUUCUUUUGUGGGAAAAUUGGCCAUUCACUUAGACAAUGUGGUGUCACUCAAGCCGGGGGAAGGUUUGCGAAGUGCUUACUCUGUCAUGAACAUGGACACUUCAGCUAUAACUGCCCUCAAAGUGAAAAUGGAAAAAUGCGUAAGGAGCUUGUAGCAAAUGGGGCUUUCAGUGGAAGUGAAACAAGGUCUACUAAGUGCUCACUAUCAUAAACGUGGGCACCGCAACAGUAACUGCCCCCAAAAUCGUCAUGAUCCAAAGGUGCUUGCAGCCAAUGGGGCCAUCAGCAAAACAGUGGAAACUAAAGGACAACCUCUUCCCGAAGUUUAAUGUGAGCAGUACGGUCUUUCUGAUGAGCACGAGUCAAUUUACACCAGUACUCCCGCACUCGUCGAUCCCAGUUCCUCUCUGCCUUAAGAUUUGAUGAUUAUAUCACGUCUGUUAGACAUGAUUUCCCAAUUUUGGUUGUUUUAAGUUCUCUAUAUGUAGCAUAAACGUUAAUAUUAUUUCAGACCUUAUUGGGUUUUUCGUACCUAUUUCUUGUUUACUUCUCUACGUUGGAAUUAGUUGUGGCAGUUACAAGGUAAAUGCGACAAAGGGUUGCUUAAGAGGUGAAGUGACAUAAGUACAUGAGAAAUGGCUCCAAUAUUUUUGAAUUCAGUUGAUGUCGAGACAUUUUGGUUGCAGAUAUAGAAUGUUUUGGAAUAUAUUGAUCCUUUUAAAUUGGAA
Molecule: messenger RNA, 1580 nt
Organism: Vigna radiata var. radiata (mung bean)
Lineage: Eukaryota; Viridiplantae; Streptophyta; Magnoliopsida; Fabales; Fabaceae
Exons: 8
Coding region: 74-1063 (329 amino acids)
Molecular function (GO): zinc ion binding; nucleic acid binding
Source: RefSeq, a predicted model, not a curated record